Messenger RNA from Aspergillus oryzae RIB40, 1725 nucleotides. It is a transcript of the gene veA, whose product is annotated as sexual development activator VeA. The record is from RefSeq and is a predicted model, not a curated record. The coding region runs from base 1 to 1725 and encodes 574 amino acids. The transcript has 2 exons. NCBI's taxonomy places the organism in Eukaryota, Fungi, Ascomycota, Eurotiomycetes, Eurotiales, Aspergillaceae.
AUGGCGACACGAGCUCCUUUGGCGCCUCCGCCGAACGAGACGGAAGCCUCCGUCAGCCGGAUCACUCGAGAGGGCAAGAAGCUCACCUAUAAACUCAAUGUCAUGCAACAGCCUGAGCGUGCGCGAGCCUGCGGUGCAGGUGCAAAGUCCUCUGCGGACCGUCGUCCAGUCGAUCCUCCACCGGUCGUCGAACUUCGAGUGUACGAGUCCGAUCCCAACGACGACCUCAACAAGACCGACAUCACCUUCGCAUACAACGCCAAUUUCUUCCUGUACGCCACUUUGGAAACCGCUCGUCCCAUGGCCCAAGGCCGUUUUGCCCCGAAUCCGACUUGCCCAGUAUUGACCGGUGUGCCCGUGGCUGGAGUGGCUUACUUGGACCGCCCUUCUCAAGCCGGUUACUUCAUCUUCCCCGAUCUUUCCGUGCGGCAUGAAGGUGUAUAUCGAUUGAACUUCCACCUGUACGAGGAAACCAAGGAGAGCAAGGAUGCGAACGAGAAUGCUCCGAUCCAGUCCCUGUCCAACCCAAUGCCAUCGAAGCCGAUGGCGCCGAAGUCAUUCCUGGAGUUUCGUCUCGAGGUCGUUUCCGUUCCGUUCACCGUAUUUAGCGCCAAGAAGUUCCCAGGAUUGGCCACGAGUACCUCCCUGAGUCGGGUCAUUGCGGAGCAAGGUUGUCGUGUGCGGAUUCGACGUGAUGUCCGCAUGAGACGUCGGGGAGAGAAGCGCACCGAUGACUACGACUACGAUGAGGAGAGAGUCUACCGAUCUUCUGACCGAAUCUCUACCCCAGAUACCCACGGGUACGCCGGCACUCCCGUUGAACGUCCUCGAUCAACCAGUACCAGCACGGUGGAUCCCUCAUUCCCCUACGGUGUCGAUGCUCAGCGCCGGUCAUCUGGCGCGACCGAGUAUGGUUUCCAGGGUGCACAGCCGUACCAACGACCAUUGCCGCCUGCUCCCGGUCCCGCACCAGCCGCUGUUUCCACGCCCGCUCCUCCCGCUCCUCCCGCGCCACCAUCCCAUAAUCCUGGAUAUCAAUCGCAUCUUUCCUUUGGCUCGACUCAAACUCAAUAUCCAGCUCCCCAACUGCCUCCAACUCCACAGACCGCGUCGACAUUGGCAGCUCCGUACUCGCCCCAUCCAUCGUAUUCUCAUGCUCGGAAUCCAUCGACGAGCGCCGAGUAUGAAACGCCCGGUUACUCCUAUCCGCCAUCACGGAUGUCAACGGAACGUUCCAGCUAUCCCAAGAAUGGCUUGCCUCCGCUCCGCUUGGAACCGCCUAAGCCACUAAAUAUGCCAUCCGGCGAGCCACGCUCGUCCGAUCCGAACGCAUAUCAUUCCGUGGCUCAAUCGGCGGCACCCCGGUCUCAGACACCGUCAUCCAGUCUGGUGCCUUCCCUUCCGCCCCUCAAGGCUCUAUCGGGGGAUUAUCCCAACAACCUCUCUCAAUCAUCCAGCAGUACCUCUCAGAGCCCCAGUCACGAUCUCGGCGCUGGCAAGAAGUUCUUCUGGGAUACGGGCGCCAGCCUGUCCAAGCGGUCGUACGAAGAUUCGUUUGGCCAUGAUGAUCGUCCACUCUACAACGGCAUGCGCCCCGAUACGGAAAGUUAUCCUCGGAGGCUGUCAGAUGCCAGUCGGAACUUCUACAACGAAACGCGCGAUGAAAUGGCGUACAAACGAGCCAACGGGAGAAUGGCCACGAAGAUAUCCCCUGCACUCCAGUAA